AAUAACAUUCACAUAACGCAAGGUGGCGCUGCUGGCUAAAAAGAGGGGGGAAAUUUGCACAAAGGGUGUUGCAGAUUCCAGCAUUAAAAGGAAAGCCGACCAGACAAGAGUAAAGAAAACCGUGCUGACAGGAGUUGGGGGAAAUUGGGGGAUCCCUCCCCACAAGCACUGGUAUUAUAAGCUCAUUUCUAAGGACUCAGUUGCCAUUUCUGAGAGCUGCCUGAGGACCAGUGUUUUUAAAGGAGAAUGGAGUCUAGAGCGGAGCGUGCUGGGCAGAAAAGGCAAGUCCUAUUUCUUUGUGUAUUUCUGGGAGUGUCUUGGGCUGUUGCGGAGCCGCUUCGGUAUUUUGUGGCUGAGGAAACGGAGAGAGGCACCUUUCUGGCCAACCUAGCAAAAGCUGGGUUAGGGGCAGGGGAACUGUCAGCCCGGGGAGCUAGAAUUGUUUCAGAUCAGAACAUACUAUUUUUACUGCUCAAUCCACUUACUGGUGAUUUACUGCUGAAUGAGAAAUUAGACCGAGAGGAGCUGUGCGGCCCCACAGAGCCGUGUGUGCUGCCUUUCCAGUUGUUACUGGAAAAGCCUUUUCAGAUUUUCCGUGCUGAAUUGUGGGUCAGCGACAUCAACGAUCAUUCGCCAGUAUUUCUGGACAGAGAGAUUCCCUUGAAAAUAUUAGAAAGUACCAUUCCAGGAGCAGCAUUUCUCCUAGAGAGUGCACAAGAUGCGGAUGUUGGAAUCAACAAUCUGAGAAACUACACAAUCAGCCCCAACACCUAUUUCCAUAUCAAUGUCCAUGACGGUGGUGAGGGGAGUAUCUACCCUGAGUUGGUACUGGAUAGAGCUCUGGACCGAGAAGAGGUGCCUGAGCUCAGUUUAACCCUCACGGCUUUGGAUGGCGGCUCUCCGCCUAGAUCCGGGACCGCUCUCGUACGGAUCGAGGUUGUGGACACAAAUGACAACGUCCCUGAAUUUGUUCAGUUGCUCUACAAAGUGCAGGUGGCUGAGAAUAGCCCGGUUGGCUCACUAGUUGUCACCGUGUCAGCUAGAGAUUUAGAUGCCGGAAGUAAUGGGGAAAUAGUUUAUGCAUUUUUUUAUGCAACUGACAAAAUUCUCAAAACGUUUCAAAUAGAUCCAACAUCUGGCACAAUUCAUCUUAAAGCUGAACUGAACUAUGAGGCAAUACAAAACUAUACAUUAACUGUUCAGGCCAAAGAUGGUGGAGGACUUUCUGGAAAAUGUACUGUGGUGGUUCAAGUAACAGAUGUUAAUGAUAAUCCACCGGAACUGCUCAUGUCAUCACUUACUAGCCCAAUUUCAGAAAAUUCUCCAAAGACUGUAGUAGCUGUCUUUAGGAUUAGAGACAGAGAUUCAGGGAAUAAUGCAAAGUUGGUGUGCUCCAUCCAAGAUGAUCUCCCCUUUGUCCUGAAGCAAUCUGUAGAGAAUUACUACACCCUUGAAACAGAGAGACCGCUGGACAGAGAAAAGCAGGCCGAGUACAACAUCACGAUCAGCGUCACGGACAUGGGGACCCCCAGGCUGAGGACCCAGCACCACAUCACCGUGCUGGUGUCCGACGUGAACGACAACGCCCCCGCCUUCAGCCAGAGCGCCUACACGCUGCUGGUGCGCGAGAACAACAGCCCCGCGCUGCACAUCGGCAGCGUGCGCGCCACCGACGCCGACGCGGGCUCCAACGCGCAGCUCACCUACUCGCUGCUGCCGCCGGCCGCGCGCACCGCCGCCGCCGCCGCGCUCGUGGCCGUCAACGCCGACACCGGCCAGCUGUUCGCGCUGCGCUCGCUCGACUACGAGGCGCUGCGCGCCUUCGACUUCCUGGUGGGCGCCACGGACCGCGGCUCGCCCGCGCUCAGCGGCCAGGCGCGGGUGCGCGUCGUGGUGCAGGACGCCAACGACAACGCGCCCUCCGUGCUCUACCCGCCGCCCAACGCCUCGGCGCCCUGCCCCGAGCUGGUGCCGCGCGCGGCCGACGCGGGCUACCUGGUCACCAAGGUGGUGGCGGUGGACGGCGACGCGGGCCAGAACGCCUGGCUGUCGUUCCAGCUGCUCAGGGCCACGGAGCCCGGGCUGUUCGGCGUGUGGGCGCACAACGGCGAGGUGCGCACCGCCAGGCCGCUGGGCGAGCGCGACGCGCCCAAGCACCGGCUGGUCGUGCUGGUCAAGGACAACGGCGAGCCGCCGCUGUCGGCCAGCGUCACGCUGCACGUGCUGCUGGUCGACGGCUUCUCGCAGCCCUACCUGCCGCCGCCCGACGCGCCGCCGCCCGCCGCGCAGGCCGACCGCCUCACCGCGUCCCUGGUGGUGGCGCUGGCCGCCGUGUCGUCGCUCUUCCUCCUGUGCGCGCUCGCCUUCGCGGCCGCGCGCCUGUGCGGGAGGCGCGGGGCCGGCGCGCGCGCGGGCUCGCUGGGGCCCGACGGCCCCUUCCCGGGCCGCCUGGUGGACGUGGGCGGCGCCGGGACGCUGUCCCACAGCUACCAGUAUGAGGUGUGCCUGACGGGAGGCACUGGAACCAGCGACUUCAAAUUCUUAAAACCAGUUAUUCCUAACCUGCAGUACCAGUGCACAGGAAGAGGUACAGAAGAAAAUCCCUCAAUCCGAAAUGACUUGAGUUUCUGAUAAAGAAUGAAAUAUAUAAAUGCUGUCAUCUAUCU
Messenger RNA from Talpa occidentalis (Iberian mole), 2666 nucleotides. Its product is annotated as protocadherin beta-7-like. Gene Ontology annotation, cellular component: plasma membrane. Gene Ontology annotation, molecular function: calcium ion binding. Lineage: Eukaryota; Metazoa; Chordata; Mammalia; Eulipotyphla; Talpidae. The record is from RefSeq and is a predicted model, not a curated record. Gene Ontology annotation, biological process: homophilic cell-cell adhesion.